Molecule: messenger RNA, 4172 nt
Organism: Macrosteles quadrilineatus (aster leafhopper)
Lineage: Eukaryota; Metazoa; Arthropoda; Insecta; Hemiptera; Cicadellidae
Product: serine/arginine repetitive matrix protein 1-like
Exons: 8
Coding region: 303-4172 (1289 amino acids)
Source: RefSeq, a predicted model, not a curated record
AUAGUUACCUCUCAAGAACAUUGUACAGUGAUUUAAUUUAUAAACAAUACAAUUUCUGUUUUGUUUCUUGGUUGUUUUGAUUGGUAGACUUAUUUUAUUUUGUCACAUGGUUAGAAGAGUCUUGACUUCUGUAGUCGUCAAAGAACUUAAAAGCACUUUAUUAUUUUAUGUGCAAACUUAAAUCAUGUGAAGAUGACGUGCAAAUGUUGCAAGACAUAAAUCAUCGUUGAAAUUUCAUUCUUGUCAUCCACCGACCCAAUGUCUUGAACAUCUAGCAGCUGGAAACAGAAAUAGCCGCAAGGAUGGGUGAGGAGGCGGCGUUAGACGACUCAGAUCUCUCGGACAUAGAGAUUGACGAUGAAAUCACAGAAGAGCUUAUGAAAUUGGAUUUCAUGGGAUCCAGCUCCGACGAAGAUGAAGAAGAGGAAGAGGAAAGGUUAGCUGAGGACAAGGAGGAUAAAAGGCUAGUGGAGGAAGAAAGACCGCAAAGAGGAGAUAGUUUGGAAAGAGAACUUGAAGUCAUGUUCAUGUCUCAAAAUGCUAAGGAAGUGCCUGGAGGGGUGGAGGAAGGGGCCAGCAAAGAUACAGGAUUGGAGAGUAUCUCUGACAAUGAGCUAGACGGUCCGGAAUCUGGAGAAUGUGAUACGAGUGACGGAGAACUGCCAGACAGUCCCAACAUAGUAGUGACGAUGCCCGAUACGCCGCCCAUCAACCACAUGCAAGGGAUAGAGGACCUGUCGGGUUCCAGCGACGUGGAACUAGUGGAUGAGUAUCACGGAAGAGAAGGAGAGUAUUACGAGAAACCUGCUAGAGAAGUGAUCAUCGAGAAGAGGGAGCUUGUUGUCAAGAGGAAAGAAAAAAGUCCGAGCAAAAGUAGAGAAAGGAUUAUUGAUAAAGUGAUGAAAGACAAGAAAAGCAAAAGUAAAAAGAAAAACGAAUCGGAAGGUACGGAAGAGGAAAAACGACGCUUAAAACUCGAAAAAUACAUGGCGAGAUUGGAAAUGUAUAGGGCUAAAUGUCGUGAGUAUAUGAAACAGAUUUCAAAGAAAACUGAACUCAUGAAAAAGAACGAGAGAAAAAAAAUUUUAAUAGAAAAGAACAAAAUCAAAAAGAGGAUUUCUGGUGAAGGUAACAAGUUGAAGUCCAUUGUGAAGGAAGUAGUCAGAGAUAAUUCACCUCAUAGUUCAACAUCGUCAAAGUUCGAGCGCAGCUCGCACUCGUCGAAAACAGACAAAUCUCCGCUCAGUGAAGUCCACACCAAACGAAGUUCCUCGGAUAAAGAGCGCAAGUCCAAGCACAAAAAACCUAAAAGCAAAUCCAGAGAAUUAAAAGAGCAUAAACUGUUAUAUCAGGAAUACUUACAUUACCUCCAAAUAGAGCGGCAGAAAUGUCUCGAAGAGGGAUUCCUUAAGUCAGAAAAACCUAAAAAGAUUAAGAAAAAGAAAUCAAAAUCUAAGAGUCCCGAAAAGAAAAAGGAAAUACCUCCUAAGAAGAAACAAACUCCUCGUCCUCCAAUUUUAUCUUUUUCUGAAUUUUGUAAUAACAGAGAACUAGUUUCACCUGAUAAAGAAAUUCCGCAACCUCCUGCCAAAGUAAAAGCUAGUGAUGAUGCACAAGUAAGGAAAGAAAGGACGUUAUCUGUAGACUCUGCAGCGACGACGGCUACAGUGAGGAGUGACCCAGCUGACGACGACAAGGAGUUGUUCAUCACAAUUACUGACCUCGAAAAACAAGACAAACAAAAAGAACAGAAAAGUAUAGAAGAAGACAAAGAGAAAAUCGAGUCUGAAUUAGAAAAGGAUCCAGAGCUGAAGAGUAUAUCAGUGUUUACCAGCGUACUAUUCAAGGGCGACUCUGAAUCAAAAGCCAUCCCUUUCUUGUCAUCCGAAUGCCGUCCAUCUAGUCCAAAGCUGACCGAAAUCAAACCAAAGAAAGCGUUCAUUCAAGAUACAGGUAUCGAUGAAAUAUACGAUAUGAACGACGAUCUUUCGAAUAUUUCUCAAUCUAGUCUUUCGCCGUCCAGGUCUCCCGUGCCUAAACUGCACAAUAAGGCGUUACUUAAUUUCCUAGAAAAUCAAAAAGAAAGGAAGGAGGGAUUGAACAAGAAAUCUCCAGAGAAGAAGUCAAAACCUUCCAGGUCGCGGUCUAAAAGUCCCAGGAGAGAAAGAUCGAGGUCGAAAAAACGAAAAAGAAAACACCAUUCGUCAAUAUCGACUGUUUCACCAUCUCCUCCUCCUCUCAGGCCGCGAUCUCCGGAGAAUAUCCAUAGGAAAAGGACUUCUCCUACGGCCUACCUCAAAGAGCGGUGGAAGGACUACCCGUCACCUCCCGAACACAGACUGGCCAAGAGAGAUCACAGACUGACAACUCUAGUCCGCAGACGAUCCCGAUCUCGGACACGCAAGGUCCACCGCAGCAGAUCGUCCAGUGAGGAGAGAGAGAGGCACUACAGACGGUACAAGUCCAGGUCCAGGUCUAGGUCCAGAUCCAGGUCUAGGUCUCCCCCAGUACUUACCAUGGUGCAACUGACGGCAACGGAGAAACGGCGCAAACUGAGGGAGGAUCACGAGCGGGCGCUGGCGUCGCUCAGGGAGACGAUACGGAAACCUUUGUCGACGACUCCAUUAUCCAUAACCAUCACCAACCAUGGAGGAGACAAUUUCGAGGCUAUCUGUGACAAUUACGACCCUGUAGUGAUGAACGAGGACAGUUCGUCCAAUUCUCCAUCGGAGGUGGAGGUGAUGGAGCCGUCACUGCCCCCGUUGCCUCCAGAGCCACCCCCACCCAAGCCAGCGCCGCCCUCGGUAGACAAGAGAGAAGACCUCACCACCUACACUUCCUUCCUACCCCUCCCCAACACAACACACACAGUUCCUCCCCCAAUGGGCUACGACCUUCCCUUCAACAACUGGUUACCCCCUGGGGCAGACAUGCACCCCAAUGUCAUGUUUCCUCCUCCUCAGAUGAUGAACUAUUCAAACCCUCCUCCUCAGCAGCAUUUCCCCUUCAUGAACCAACCUCCUCCACCCCUCCCUUACCAGAUGACCAUGCCUCCGCCUUGCCACCAACAUUAUCGUAUGCCGAAUCAGGCUUCCGGCAUGGUCGGCGUUCGGCAAGAAGUGAAAAAUGUUCCCAAUCCAGUAUUAACCAACGCUUUGAAUAGCAUUGACGAUCUAAGUACACAUUUGGAAGGAUCGAAAUGCAAACAUAACCCAUUAGGACAAAAUAAUCAGACAGUUCAAGAAGCCAUUGACAGUGUAAAAAAGUGCCUGAAGAAUUGUGACGCUCUAAAGAACAAAGAUCCGAGGCUAGCUGUGGUAGAAGGCAGGACAAAAUCCCCAGAAAGAUCGGAAUCCUCGACCAAAACUGAUGGAAAGAUUAAGAUUACUCUGAAUUAUAAACCUAGACCUGUGUCGGAUGUACAACAAACAUCUUUAUUUGAACCUACGGAUGAAGAAUCUGAUUCUAAAACUAUCAGGUCGAGUGAAUCAAGUAAAAAUUCUAAUAAUUACAGUGAAAAAAAUUCUAAAAUUGAAGAUAUUGUUUCCAAAUUAAAAGACAACAUUAACACAUGUUCCAGUGUAUCAUCAGAAGAGACAGAUAAAAAUGAACUGCAGAGGCAUUCAACUGCUGGUAAAAAUCCAGGCGAUGAGCCAUAUGAUCCUUUUAAUGUCAGCGAUGAGAUAAGCGAUUGUAGUGGAAAUAUUGAGGAAACUAAAACAAGCUCACCAAAUAAACAAAAUGAUAAAAGACAAACUAUUACAUUUAACGAUACCACACCCAAGCUAUCUCAGUCUGAGAUUGAGAAUAUCAAUGACCAAGUAAAUAAAUCUUUUGCUUUCAUACUUUCACACUCCAUUGAAAGAAAGCGUCUGACUCCAACCUGGUCAAAUAUUGUCUCAAAAAAGGCAGAAAAACAGAGGAAAUCUGAAUUUGAUGAUAAGAUCCAAUCUGUGACAAAACCAUCCCAGUUGAAUCAAGAAAAUCAACAAAGCAAUACAAAAACACCUGAAGUUGUUUCGUCUGUGAAAACAUCUCCAACUCUUGAAAAUGAAAUAGUUGAAAAUUCAAAAUUUGGUUCACUGCAAUCCAUCUCAAGGACUAAUUCCAAUAGGGGCAUUGAGAGAAAGAAUACCACAAAUAUUCCAACUGAGUUGGUAGCCAACAGUUGA